Messenger RNA from Sugiyamaella lignohabitans, 2814 nucleotides. RefSeq lists its product as uncharacterized. The record is from RefSeq and is a predicted model, not a curated record. Bases 1 to 2814 code for a protein of 937 amino acids. The transcript has a single exon. Lineage: Eukaryota; Fungi; Ascomycota; Dipodascomycetes; Dipodascales; Trichomonascaceae.
AUGGCGGAACCAGAUGAUCCAUUUUACCAACUUGGUCCUGUUAGAGAUUACUUAAUGUUCGUAGCCGAACCACUUAGAAUUAUGACUUUAGGUCAGAGGCGGCGAAGAUUGAAAAAGCUUGUCGAUGAGUUGUCUAAGUUUGGCUACCUCAAUGUAUCAAAUCGUGCCUACAACAGCCUCCCCCUUAGCUUAUCUGUGAAGGAAUUAGAGCAUGAUCAUGGAAGAUCAGCUUUGGAUACUUUGAAAAGGGACUUCUACAUAAAUUUAGAGGACCUCUGUUACCAGGCGGAGUUAUAUCCUUGCAUACUGGAAUUCUUGACUGCUCAGUUCCCAGAACGUCAACAGAACCAAGUGGAAAAUCUUACUGCAGUGAUAGUAGACAUCUUUCAAAUACGCAAUGUGGAAAUCAAUCCAGACUGGCAGGCGUAUGGACCGUGCAACAAUUUUAAAGAUAUUGUGGCAUUGUUUGUAGAUGCACAUAGUCCCCGUCGAAUGCACCGUGAGUUAGAGCAACUGUUCCGACGGCCGUACAAUGAUCCCUCUAGCACUCAGCACUUAUUCAACCAUAUUAAAGAUACAGUUCAAGGAAUAUCAUAUGGAUCCCCUCGCAUAUAUUCGCCUUGUAUUCCCAUCAUUCAAAGCAGCAUGUACGGUAAGUCUAGAUUGAUCAAGGAUCUAGCUUCUCACCACGUUUACUUGAGCUACAUGUGCUUGCGAGAGAACUCCAGUCUUGGCUACCCUAGAGCUCGUUUUUCUCGAAGUAUUGGCAGGGGCAAUACAUCGGGAUAUUUGGCAUCUAAAAACGAUUCCACCUUCGCUCGAGAUGUUUUGCUCUUCCUUAUUUGCACUCUUGAGGCGAUCGUCGAAGGACUCCAGCACACUACUGACAAGUAUGCACCAGUGGAGGAAUUCUGGACUUUCCAAGAGAAAUCAUCAUUCUUCGAGAAAACUGUAGAAAAGAGCUUUGAAGACAAGAAAGAUUCGGAAAAUGAUAUAUGGAAAGCCCUCUCAUCACCAGGUGCAGUUUCUAGUAAGGAUGAUAGAUUGGUACUAUCUGAAGAAGUGAAAAAGAAACUACAAAGCGAAUGGAUCAAAUACUGCUUAGCCCUAUGGAUGGAGGACAAAGAUAAAGAAGUAUACUUUGUGCUCGCAAUCGAUGAAGCUAGUCCACUAGGUAUCCAAAAUAAGCCGCAAGGAAUGAGUAAGCCAUAUUACCAGAUUCUAAGAAGCGUGGCACGCUGCCUUGUGUUUGAGAAACUAUGGGGUGGUUUUGCCAUUGUUAUUGCCGAUACGUCAGGACGUAUUAGUGAUUUCUCUCCACCGCAUGAAAAUGACCGUUUUCUGAAAAAGUUCCGUGCAAUCGCUGCAGAACCUUGGUACCGCAUACCCUACGAUGUGAACGUGCGAUGGAGUGACCCACCACUUACAUUAGACUUUAGCCAGAUUGGAACCUUGAGAUUCUAUGCCAAAUUUGGUAGACCCAUGUGGAAGCUGUACUUUGACACUGGGAAUGAGGACGAACUUCUGACAGAUGCCACGGCUAAGCUGAGGGGUCGUGACUAUGACAGGCUAUCAAAGUAUCAUGUCCUUUUUGUCAUAUACGCACCGUCAAUGGAUAGCGAUUAUCGUACAGCAGAAAGCUUUCUACAAUCGCGAAUGGCCACACUUUUGUGGAUGUCUGAUCAACAUGAUGUUCUCAAGGUAGGAUAUCCUAGUGAGCCAAUUCUGGUCAUGGCAGCCCAUAAAAUCUUGGAAGGCGAAAAUGAUCUUGAUCUUAUUUCACACCUGCUUAGAGAAAAGUCUCUCUCCCCUGGGACUACUGGUGAAUUUGUAGCUAGAUGGAUGUUGCUUGAUGUUCUGAAAACUGUAGGUUUGCGCGAUGGCAUACAGAGCAAUUAUUGUCGUGUUCGUGAUCUUUUCGAUGGCCUAAGAUCAAAGUAUGAACUCACCUGUCGCUCUGGCAAUACAAAUGAACAUCAGUUACUUAAUGAGAGAAUACAUCUCAACCACUGGGUGAGUGAUAGGAGAAUCUGUACUGUUCCUAUGUUGGCGUACGGAUUCUUGAGAGGAUAUGGAUUUUGCUUCAGCUUUAACCAGGAAGGUUUUGAUCUUGUCAUCCCCAUAUAUUUAGAAAGCAAGCAGGUUGACCUUACGAACAUCAGAUUCUUCGAUGGGUACGAGAAUAUGUCAUGGGAGCGAGAAGAUGUCUAUUUAGCCGAUGAAGCAUUUAGUGUUAUCCUCAUUCAAGUCCGUAACAACCAAAAUUCGCGUGACAAUCACUACGUUGGCAUACAUGAAAAGAUGGGCAGCCAAAUCAAGCACAUGUUGGCCCGAGCCAAGCCAUAUAUAACCUUAUAUAUGCAACUUGGUGAGGGCCGACCUAUUGGUUUCGGAGAGCGACCACGGAGUAUAAAUCGGGCAAAUGUCGCUGCAAAUCAAGAACAUGGGGGUAAUAUCCGUUUGCAAGAAGGGGGUGAAGUAGUCGAUCAAGGUGCUCCUCUGGCCUAUGACCUUCGUGUAACAUACAACGAAAACAACAACAACCAAUUCAUAGAUCAAUUACGGCGAGUCAUUCAUUUGCCAAAUGUGAAUGGUCUGGGCGAUAAUUUCGAGAAGACCCACUUGGAUAGCAUUUCUUCUAAUGCUUAUGAUAGUUUCAGAUCAGCGGUUAGAGAAGGGCCACCACAGCAAAUUCAAAGAGAGGCUGGCGAAGAGGAUCAUGUAGAGCCAGAAUCUUCAGGUUUAGAGAAUGAAAAUACUAUUCGAAGUCGAUUACGCCCCCGGCCAGCGAGCCGCGCUAAAUAUACUAAGUAA